Messenger RNA from Penicillium argentinense, 321 nucleotides. RefSeq lists its product as uncharacterized. The record is from RefSeq and is a predicted model, not a curated record. The transcript has a single exon. NCBI's taxonomy places the organism in Eukaryota, Fungi, Ascomycota, Eurotiomycetes, Eurotiales, Aspergillaceae. The coding region runs from base 1 to 321 and encodes 106 amino acids.
AUGGCGACUUCAGAUGCGGGUGCUUCUCCCAGCACCGCUCUUCUGGAUGUCCCAUCUUCUUACAGUAGCCACACUGUGGCCUCGACGGCUUCUGCUUCUUCCUCUACCGUCGCUAACACAUCAACGGCGCCCAAAAGAGGUAAGCGAGGCAACCGAGGGGGUAAUGGACGCAGCGGUAAAACGACCAGCGCGCCAAGCGAGAACCAGAAGCCGUCGAGGCCACAGUGUGGCUACUGUAAGAAGAUGGGACAUCCAGAAGAGCGGUGCUGGGAGAAGCACCCGCAUCUGAAGUCUGGCACUAUGCCGGACGAUUGUAGGUGA